Passer domesticus (house sparrow) is the source of this 4667-nucleotide messenger RNA. RefSeq lists its product as uncharacterized. The record is from RefSeq and is a predicted model, not a curated record. The transcript is spliced from 3 exons. The coding region runs from base 4047 to 4667 and encodes 206 amino acids. Lineage: Eukaryota; Metazoa; Chordata; Aves; Passeriformes; Passeridae.
UUGACUUUAAAGUCUGCAUUUUUAUAAUUCCUUUGUGUCCUGAUGCACCUAAAUGGUCCUUUUUCUUUACCUUCUGUCACUCUUGAGCCCCCCAUGAAACGAUAUCGCUGGGUUGUGCUGCCCCAGCCCAUGAAGAACAAUCCUGUUAUCGGUCACUUUGUCAUUCAUUCAGGGAUACAACCAGAACGGCACAAAUAACCAUCUCUUUUGAUGUAUCACUACAUGGAGAAAAUUUUAAAUCCUUCCGGCAGUUCUCCAUUACUGGGUGACUGUCUUGCUGCUUUAAAGGUAAUGCUUGACAGCACAGGCUUCUGCAUAGCCACAGAAAAAAUCCAAACUGAACCUCCCUGGAAAUACCUGGGUUUCCAAUUAUUGGAGACAACGGUCACCCCACAGCCAGUGACCAUAAAACCCAUAUACACACACUGAAUGCUUUGGAAAGUUGUUAGGCACUCUUAAUUGGAUCCAAGCUUUAGAGGGAAUCACCAUGAAGAAAUUAUCCCCCUUAUUUCAGCUGUAAAAUGAGACCCAGAUCUCCCUUCCCCAUGGCACUUGACAAAAACUUCCCAAAUGGCUUUACAGAUUGUAAGUGAUAACAUCAGUAACUUCUUUGCCACACGUCAAAAUUCAGAUUUUCCUUUGUGACUGCUUGUGAUUCUGCAAUCUUUCCAACCCUCUUAUUGGUCAGUGUGAUGUGCAGGAACAUCCUCUCUGCUUAAUAGGAGUGGGUUUUUCUGCCACACAUCUUUUCAAAAACUCUAACCGUUCCACUUGAGAUGCUUAUUCAGAUGCUGUCGAUGGGACGACUCCAGUGCCAGAGCCUGGCAGGAUAUGAUCCAGCAGUAAAACAUCUUCUUAUUCCUGCAACAGAAUUAGAGCAUCUGUUCAGGGAUUCACUGUCAUUUCAAAUUGCUCUUGAGGACUAUAAUGCACAAUUUUUUCACACAAUGCCUCGUCAUGCCCUGCUACAAUCCUUCAAGGGACUCCCCUUUCAACAAGGAUGACUUGAAAAGAAAACUCCAAUCCCUGGUGCAAAAACUGUUUUCACUGAUGGAUCGGGAAAGGCACACAAAGCUGUGACCCUGUGGAGAAAUGAUAAGGGACAGUGGGAACAUUCGAUAACCUCUCCACCUGGACCUACCCAGCUAGUGAAACUGGCAGCUGCGGUAGAAGCAUUUUGCCUUUUUUCACAGGAACCUAUUAACAUUGUUCAUGAUUCUCUUUAUGAUACAGGAAUCAUUGAGAGAAUUGAGCGCUCAUUCCUGAAGGAAGUCUCUAACAAAGUUCUUCUUCUGUUAUUAACCACUCUGUACAAAUGUUCACUUCACAGUCUCACGAAUACCACAUUCUGCACUUUGGGUCACACACCACUCUGCCUGGACCCGUAGUGGAAGGCAUUGUGAAGGCAGAUGCCCUCGCCAUGACAGUCACUAUUCCAGAAAAGUUAGGGCAGGCCAAACUUUCUCAUGAUUUCUGCCAUCAAAAUGCCUGAGCACUGGGAAAACAAUUCAAUCUGACUUUGCCACAAGCACGGGAUGUCGUGAAUACUUGCUCACAGUGUCAGCAGACUCGUUCUUUGCCACAAAUGUUAGGUACAAAGCCACAGGUGUUGAAACCUAAUGACAUCUGGCAAACAGAUUUAACACACAUUUUGAGCUUUUGGGCUUUUAAAUAUGUCCAUGUUUCUGUUGAUACCAUUUCUGGAUUCAUACUAGCAACAGCACACAAGGCUGAGAAAUCCAUGGGAAUUUGAUGGCAAUUUGGGAGGGGAGCUGAGGGAUUCUAAAUUCCAAAUGCCCCGAAUGCUGUCAUUUCGUUGGGAAUUUGGGAGGGGUGAGGGGCCCUGCGGGGAAGAGGGAGAAUUGGAAACCCAAUCUGGUAAUUGCCCUCUUGUUUUCUCCCCCGCAGGGCGGCGAGGCCUGGAUCCAUUCCCUCACCUAGCCUUUAAUUACUCGCAGCAGUCAGCAAUUGUUUUGCAACAUUCCCUGUAAAAUUCAGAUUUAAUUAGCAUUUGAUUUUUAUAAAAGGCUUUUCAGAUAAUUUAGAUGUUUUAAAAAACCCUUGUAGAAAUUUUUUAAACUACCAAUUUGUGAAUUUUAGCAAUUGCAAGAAAUAAAAAGAGAGAACUAAAGGAACAAUUUGGAACAUGUUUUGUUGUUUUUUAACAAUUUUUAUAUGUUUUUAUUAAUUAAAAUGUUUUAAUUUUUAACUGUAAGAAGUGCUGCUGGAGUUUCCCUGUCCAGUUUCCUAGUCAAACCUUAACCAAUGUUCCUUUUAAUAAUAUAUUACUAUAAAUUGGCAAAAGCACAAAUUAAGUUUAAAAAAAAAAAUUAUAGAAUUAUCCUUUAAACUCUGGAUAUUGCAUAUUUGGAAAGGGGCCUGCAAAAGGCCAUAAUCACAGUGAUGAUAUUAAAGGGUGAACUUAAGGUUUUUAAUUUAAAUUAAAUAUAAGUUUUGUAACAACUAAUUUUUAAUGAUAAUAUUUGAUUUGUUAAUUUGAAGAGUUGUUGAUUUGAUUUGAGAAUGCAAAAUACCUUUUUGAAAUUUUUAAACAGUGUGUUUUUACAAAAGUAAAGAUUAUUAAUUCAAUUAAAUGUAUAAAAAGAUUAAUUCUUAUUCAGGUUUUCAAUUUUGAAGAACUAUGUGUUUUUUAACCCCAAAACCAAAAAUACCAAAUGCUUUAUUAGCUUUGAUUUUAAUUAUUGAUUAAUUUGCCCUUUUUAUUUCAAAUGUAUGUCUUUGUAUUGUUUUUUAAAAUCACUCUUUGUUAUAUUUGAAGUAAUUUUGAAAAUUAACCCCGUUGUUGAGUUGUAUAUUACAGAAAGAAUAUUGUAACUACACCAAAGUCGACUAUGCUACAUUCGAUCAUGACCAUUUACUGAACUGAAUUUCCUUGAAGAGAAAAAAACCCCUUCAAACUUGAGUUUUCCAAGAGAAGAACAAGAUAACUGAAGUUUUUAAUAAUUGUCCAGAAAAUCAGCCAAGGAAGAUCAGCCAAAUUGAUGUGAAGAACAUCUCCUUGCUUUGCUUUGUAUUAUGAAAUCAUUUGUAGUUGUAUUAAUAAAAGAAAAGUUAAAUUGUCAAAAGAAUAGUAACCAGGAGCCAGUUGGUUUUUAAUCAGUUUAAUACUAUACCUCCGAGUUUUAAAUCAUAAGUUUGAGUUAAAAUUAAAAGAAAAUUUAUAUUUGAUUAACAUGAAAUAAAUUUGUUUGUUUUAUACCUUUAACUCCUGGAGACUAUGAAACAUCCUUCUUUGGAACACCCUUUAUAUGAAAUAUCCUAUGAUGUAAUGUUAAGCUCUUUUAUGAAAUGUUAAAUCCUUUUUGAGCUUGUUACUUUUAAGUUCUCGCUUGACAAUUUAAGAAUAAUUUUUAUCUAUCUUUUAAGGCCAAUGUUUAUAAAUUAAUUAUUCAAAGUCAAGAUACUAUUUCGCAGUUAAUUGAGGAAAUUAAUAAAAUUAUAGAAAGAAAAUAUAAUCAGUAAAAAACAAGACAAGUAUAAGCUAAAUUAGACAUAUUAAAAAUUGAGGGUUUUUUAAAAUUUUUAAAUUUUUAAAUUUGUUUUAUUUUGUAUCUGUAAAAUUUUAUGAUUUAUUACACUAAUACCCUUUGUUAUUUUAGUUAAACUUCAAUGCCCUUCUUUUUGUAAUAGAAAAUCUGGAUAUGUUGUAGUGUGUUUUUUCUUGAUUUGUAAGUUGAUUGUUUCUUUAUACUGUUCCCAUUUCGUUCCCGCCUUUUCCCAGAAUUUUUGUCACUUUUCUUGUUGUUGCUUGCUAGUUUCUAUUUCUCCAAACUCUAUCAGUACACUGAAACUGUUCUCCUCCCCUGGGAUUUUUUAUUGGUUCAUACAUUGUGGUUCCCGCCUUGUUUUUUACUCCCAAUUCUCCUGAUUUGUUAAAGAUUGCACCCUCCCCUGAGACCUGCCCCCAAAUAUAAGCUCCUUUUUCCCCCGGAUCGGGGUCCCGGGAGGCAGAAGAAGGGGAAGUUUACCAUCCAAUAAAGUUACCCCGGGACCAUGGAGCAUCCCUGUCCGUUGUUCUCCGGCAGAUGUUCCAGAAGUUUCUGCGCAUUCAGCGCAGAGAGACCGGGAGCAGUGCAGCUGAGGGCCCCGCCGAGCCUGACUCGGGGCUGACCGAGCUCCAGGCAGAGCCUGAUGUCAGCCUGGAUUCAGCUGAGCUCUCACAAGACUUGGACACAACAAUUUAUGAGGACGGAGAAAACGGAGACGAGGCACUGGCACAGGUUGUGGCCAUCACAAAUGCCAAAUCCAGAGGGACUGAAGCCACCACAAAUACUUGCACCAUGCCCAUUCCCACAGUUAUUCAUGCUGCCACUAUGGAAUUUUUUGAGGAGAGUGCUGUUCCUUCUCAGCAGCAGGUGCCAGCCAUUGUAAGGAACAUCCACCAGAGGCUGCUGUCCCAUGACACUGUGGAUGCCAGGCUGCAAAUUGACAUUGUGAGGCUGGCUGAAGAACACCCUCCUGACGUGGUGCUGACCCUCCUGCGCUGUGCCCCAACGUGUGACGGGUUUGCAGUGCAGACCAUGAAGGCUCAGCUCUACCGACUGCAGUGUGACAAGGAGGUGAUGGCUGUGGAGUGCAAGCGUGGCUGGGACACGCUGCUGUGUGCUCACACCCAGCACUAUGCCGUGGGUCUGCUGGCCAGGUGA